This is a messenger RNA of Calypte anna (Anna's hummingbird), 3810 nucleotides long. RefSeq names its product zinc finger and BTB domain containing 8A (gene ZBTB8A). Gene Ontology annotation, biological process: regulation of transcription by RNA polymerase II. The record is from RefSeq and is a predicted model, not a curated record. NCBI's taxonomy places the organism in Eukaryota, Metazoa, Chordata, Aves, Apodiformes, Trochilidae. Bases 172 to 1614 code for a protein of 480 amino acids. Gene Ontology annotation, molecular function: DNA-binding transcription factor activity, RNA polymerase II-specific; protein binding; RNA polymerase II cis-regulatory region sequence-specific DNA binding. The transcript has 4 exons.
UCAGCAAAUACCUUUUGUUUCUCACACGUUCGGGCUUGCAGGGCUCGGGGCUGCGGGACCAGCGCGUCGCCUCCAGCCCCGGGGACCCCGCACCCACCGCCCGCUCCUCCCGGAUCAGCGGCAGCCGCCCGCAGGACCCGCCGAGUGAGGCUUCAGUUCAUCUUUUCUGGAAUGGAGAUUUCUUCCCACCAGUUUCACCUCUUGCAGCAACUAAAUGAGCAGCGCAGGCAAGACUUGUUCUGUGACUGCAGUAUCCUGGUAGAGGGAAAGGUCUUUAAAGCACAUCGCAAUGUGCUGUUUGCCAGCAGUGGCUAUUUCAAAAUGCUCCUUUCACAGAGCUCAAAAGAGACAACUCAGCCAACGACAGCGACUUUCCAGGCAUUUUCUCCUGACACAUUUACAGUUAUUCUAGAUUUUGUGUAUUCAGGCAAACUGUCCCUCACUGGUCAGAAUGUCAUCGAAGUGAUGUCGGCUGCUAGCUACCUGCAGAUGACCGAUGUUAUCAGUGUGUGUAAAACCUUCAUUAAGUCCUCACUGGACAUCAGUGAGAAGGAAAAGGAUCGGUACUUCAGUCUGUCAGACAAAGAUGUGAGCUCAAACGGUGUGGACCGCUCCUGCGUGUAUGGUGCUGGCUGGAGGGCAGAGAGCAGCCCCCCGCACUCUCAUGUCAGUCCAGACCAAGGGACAUGUAUGGUGGGUGGAAGCACUUGGAGCAAUUUCAACUACUUCCCGACUUCUCAAAGAAAUGCCCAGCAGCAGCUGUCCAAACAUGAGCAGCGGCAAGAUUCCGUGAAGAAACCCCGGCACCUGGGACUGCAGCAGCCCUCUGACAUUCCUCCCUAUAAAUCAAGCAAACUGGAGGAGAGGGCUGCAGAGCCCGCUGGCCACAUUGCUCCCUCUGAGGAGCAAGUUCAGCUUGACACAGAAGUAGCAUCUCCUCAUGUGGGUUACCAGUACAGCCAAGGGGCUGAUGUGAUCCCAAGGAGCUUGGCUGUGUCACAGCCAGAGCAUGAAUCACCUCGGUCUUCUAGUAAAUCGAAGUCUUCAAAAGCAGAGGAGCAGUACUCGGGCAUGCCCUCCAUUCUGUCUGUCAUGGGAAGCUGGACUGAAGAUGAUCUGCCUAGGAUGAGGUUCAAGUGUCCGUUCUGCACUCACGUGGUGAAAAGGAAAGCAGACCUGAAGCGUCACCUUCGUUGUCACACAGGAGAGCGCCCUUACCCAUGUGAGGCAUGUGGGAAAAGAUUUAGCAGGCUAGAUCACCUAAGCAGCCAUUUCCGAACAAUUCACCAGGCUUGUAAGCCCAUCUGCAGAAAGUGUAAGCGCCAUGUGACUGAGCUAACAGGACAAGUGGUCCAGGAGGGGACAAGGCGUUACAGGCUCUGUAAUGAGUGCUUGGCUGAAGCUGGAAUAGACAGUAUCCGCAUUGACUUGGAGGCAGAAACACCCCUUGAGUUUCCUCAAGAUGGGGAUAAAGAUUCCAGGUGGCACUAUGGGGAAGACAACAGAUCAGAUGUGGAGAUUGUGGAAGAUGGGUCAUCUGACUUGGUCAUUCAGCAAGUUGAUGACAGUGAGGAUGAAGCAGAUGAAAAGGAAGUAAAGCCAAAAAUUAGGUAGUUGCAAGACAAGAAUUAGAAAUUCCAGGUCAGAGGGGGAAUGUACUGUCUGACCCUAAGCCUUCCACCAGCCUGUUGUCAGCGUGCAGACACAAUGGUUUCUCUUGAACAGCUCCAGACUUGCAUGUUUUGAUGGACAUUGAUUCUGAAAAUUUGGAACACAGACUGGGCUGUAUUUUAAUGAGCACUGGUAAAAUACUCUCUUUUUUAAAAUUAUUUUUAAUUUUUUUCUUAAGCCUCUUAAAAAUGCCAGGUAGUGGCAUUUUUUUCUCACUGAGGUGACUGGUAGUCCUGCAUCCACAGCAUUGCCAGUGGCAGUGUCAGCUUCUCCAGGCUGAUGUGAAGGAACCAGUCGUCCCAAGGUUACUGUAGCUGGUGUUUGCUUUGUCCCCUGUUUCAUCUGCCAGUAGCAGUGGCAGAAAAAUGUGUACAGUAUAUAUACGGUAGCAUUAGAAAUGGGACCAAGGUUUUCCAUCUGAAACUAUUGACUACUCUUGUUUGUACUGAUCUGUACUCGGUUGAAACUGAUGAGUUUUAAGAUGGAGUCAUUAUCAACUUAGAUAUUCCCCAUUUGGUCACCAAGAGAACCUACUUUCCCCUUUUUCAGUCUGUACUAUAUGUCAAUGAGAACAAGAUGUAUUGGAAGUUGUCUAGACAUCAUAUUUGUAAUUUUACCUACAAUUAUGCUACAAAGGAUGAGCUGACUAAUGGUGAAGAAACUUUACUUCUCUAGCAAAAUGAGCCACUUUGUUUUGUUACUGAGUGAGUUUAUCUUAACCAGCACAGUAACCAGGGGAGAAGCAGAAGGAUGCUCCUGGGGUGUUUUUACUCUGCAUUUUUUGGACAGACCUGAGUAUUAAUACAGCCUUCAUCCUGUGAUCAUUGAAUUCAAUGGGCAUGGGCUUAGAAAACUAUUUAUUUUUUUCUUUUUUACAACUUUGUAAGCAUGUUUGGCUGAAACCUGGGAUUAAUUACAGAACAAUCCCAUAUAUAUACAAUAUAUAAUCUCUUUCCCAGGGAUAUCUGAAGAGUUGCUAUUUUACUUUUAUUUGUGUAAAAACUGUAUAGCCUUAUUAGCAGCAUCAUUACCAGAGUGCAUUUUCAUUCCAGAUAGCCAGCCAACAGAUCUCUCAAAUGACAGCUCGAGUUCUUCCUACUACAUUCCCGGUGUAGGCAUUAAGCACCCUUCCCCUCAAAUGUGCCUGCCCGUAUGCUCUAAGCAGAUGAGAAGUGGUACUUUAUUGCUCCUAUAAAAGUUAUUGUCCAUUGGCUUAGACUUGGAAAGGAGGAACUUUAAAAACUUUCUGAUGACCUAUAUGAAGUCAUCUUUUCCAAAAGGAGAUGUACACUUGCUUCAAUUUUAUGUUGGUCACAAGUCUGCAAAAUGGACUUGAUGUGAAAAUAGCUGGUUAAUUUCUUGGAGCUUGUUACUCCUACAAAUGCGUGUUAUAAAACAGCUAAGAAAUAUUCCUGGGCAACCUUAACUAAAUCAAACCUAGAACAAAGAAAUAUAAAAAAGAAAAUGGAAUGACUGUGAUCAAAUUUCAAGAGAAAAUGCUUGCUGAAAUCAAAUUCAAUAGAUUUUUCCAUUUCCUUUUACAUUAAACAGAACACACAAUAAAUUCUAGGCAUCAGUGCCUGCUGUCCUGGAAUACAAAGAGGCUGGGAUUAGUCUCUGUGUGUGUUUUGGGGAUUAGAUUAAGGGGAAUGGAAAAUAAACUGUCACUCCAGGCCUGAAACCUUAAAUGCCAACUGUAAAGGUGAGACUGUUAAGUGCUUGUGUAUACUUGGGGGCAUUUUUAGAAGCAAAGGGAUUUUUGGAUCAAUAUUCAAUCUAAUUAGGUAUUGUAAGAAUAUUAAGGACCAGAUGCUUCAGAAGUAGAUGUGAAGUGACAAUAAUGGGCAAAUGGAACAAUCUAUCCACAUCGACAUUGACUUUUUAAAUAUAGGCAGAUUGUUGAUUUGCCUGGCAAAAAAGGAUUUUCACUGGUUUUAUACCUUAUUCUCAGUAGCAUAACUAGAUAUCUAAAGUAAUUUCUAAAGUAUCUUGUUAAGCUUGGAGUUCCAGCUCAAGACUGUGAUUCCCACAGGUCAAUUAUGUUUUGUAUUUUACCAUUUUUGCAUUUGUUGCCCCGGUUUCAGUUGUUGUUCCCUUAUUUUUGUAUUGCAAGACAAGAUAAAUGUUAAGUGCCUUAUA